Molecule: messenger RNA, 798 nt
Organism: Fusarium redolens
Lineage: Eukaryota; Fungi; Ascomycota; Sordariomycetes; Hypocreales; Nectriaceae
Exons: 5
Source: RefSeq, a predicted model, not a curated record
UCUCCCCCGUCAGAUGCUCUCGACGACAUCAGGACUAGGGUUGUUAUAGUUACUGUUGUCUGCCUUUUUAUUGCAAUGGCCAGUGCUGCUUUGCGCCUUUAUGUCCGGGUAGCUAUAGUCAAGAAAGUCGGGUAUGAUGACUGGGCUGCGGCAAUAACUUCUGUCUUGCUUCUCGGGUCCGGCAUCACGGCGGCUUUAGCUACUAGGUAUGGCCUUGGUCGACACAUACAUGACCUCGACAGAGAGGGUAUUAAGACGUGGUGGAAGAUCAUUAUCUUUGCGAUAGUCACGUAUCAGCUCGCCAUUGCCACGGCCAAGGUAGCAUUUCUCUUGCAAUACAGGCGCUGCUUCCCAUUGCCUACGUUACAGAGGGUAUGCGAUAUCCUCCUUUCAUUCGUGUCCCUCUGGGGACUCGCAUCUGCACUCACCGUUAUAUUCACUUGCAUCCCGGUCUCCCUCGACUGGGCUAGACUGCCGCCUCUUCAAUGCAUGGACAGGCUUGUCUUUUGGUUUCUUAACGCAACUAUCAACAUCGUUACAGAUAUCAUCAUCUAUUGCUUGCCUUUUCCACUCCUGAAAACGUUACCCGUCCAGAAGUUUCAGAAGAUGGCAUUGAUUUCCCUCUUCUCUAUGGGCUUCUUUACCUGUGCCAUCUCCGUCAUCCGGAUCUUCACAUUGCGUAAGUCCACAACGAACUCAGAUCCUACCUGGAACACGGCUAUGCCGGCUAUCUGGUCAGUAGUCGAGUUGUCCUGUGCUGUCGUCUGUCUAUGUGUGCCGACCUUGCGUCCCUUGAUA